AUGUUCCAAUUGGGUUCAUCCUCCAAUGGUAAAAGUUCCAAUGCAAACGCUUUACGCAGUGGUUCAGAAAACAAGUCAGUUACUUAUACGACGGCUCACGGUAACAUAAAGGACUCAACUGCAAAUAAGGGGAAACAGGACAGUUCAAUUUUGACCCAGUCCAUUGACGUCAAGAAUACCAACCAGAACACCAGAAAGACAGAAACGAAACCAAGGGCAAAGAUAAAAAGGAAUAUCUUCAACAUGAACCAAACAGAUGCAGAUAGGCCUUCGCGCAGGGAUAGUAGCAGCAGUUACACCAGUACCAGCAGUACUGACAGUGCCGGUGUUCAUGUCCCGGGUAGCGGGAAACCGCAGCCCACCAUGACAAAUAGCUCGGAUGAGCUUUCCAGUGGGCUCGAGAAGGAAUACUCCGCCGAUAUCCGGCCUUUGAAGUUUAAAAUGAACAAGUCGCCGAUGACGUCUUCCUCAGCAGAGAUGGGUAAGCGCGCACAGCGAUCGCACUAUGCGAUGCACGAAGCCCUCUUCAAGCCAGGGUACAAUGGCAGCCCAAACUCAAGUGUACAUUCACCAAUGGGGAACAAUAUCAUCUCGUACCCUUGGUCAUACAACUUUAUCGAUAAACAACAAUUCACAGGCUACCUCGAACAACCGAAGUACAUCAAAGUGUUCCAUAAAAGAAAGAAUAUAGGAGCCUUCAAAAGACUAUUCUUGGCACAGGAAUUGCACACGGAUGAAAACAAUGCAACAAUUUCUCUCGAGAGUGGACCCCACCAGGGCCGCCCACUUAACCCAAGAUUGUCAGUCGCAUCAGCAUCAGCAGCCACAACUUCCGUGGGGAACAGAAAAGCCGUCUGGACCAUCAAAUUCAGCAUCAACGGUAAGUACAUGUCGACGGGGAAUAAAGACGGUUCCGUCAGAAUAUGGAAGGUCAUCAGCUCCCCCGUGGAACGGUGGGAGCUGGACACGGUAGAGGACGCGCAGAACCUAAUGAAGGUGAAAACUCAGGCGUUAAAGAAACCCCGCGCAAGUACCUCCAGCAUAGACCCGCACGAUCGUAAUCUUGGGGCGGGAUCCACAUAUGUCGACGGGGUAGACGCAACGGAUAAGUCUGAGUCGACAAAUCUGUAUGCCCCCGUCUUCAACCCAAAACCCGUGAGAACGUAUAGAGAGCACACACAGGACGUUCUUGAGACAGACUGGUCCAAGAAUGAUUUCUUGUUGACAGCAUCAAUGGAUAAAACGGUCAAACUAUGGCACCCUGCGAAGAAAGCAUCCUUAGGAAACGUUUCUCCAUCCAGAUUUUGUCACUUCGGUGCGGUUCCAUCCUCGAGACGACAGGUCUUCGUUUCUACGUGCUUGGACCACAAGUGCAGGCUGUGGUCCAUCGUCGAUAGCGAGCUGUGCUUCGAGUUUGACUGUCAAGAUCUCAUAACGUCAUUGGCGGUCUCAGAGGACGGCGCCUACACAUUCGUAGGCACUUUCAACGGGUUCAUACAUAUUCUUGCUACAAACCCACUCAAGUGUCUGACAUCCUUCCACAUAAAAGAUAGAAAUACACAGGGCAUCCAUUCCAAGCCCGUGGGUAGUGGUGGAGAAGCUGGCAGUAAGAAGGGUAAAGAACACCGCGGGCCUCGUGUUACAGGGAUUGAAUGUUUCAGUGUCAACGGGAAUACGGCAAAUCGUAAGUUACUGAUUACCUCAAAUGAUUCAAGAAUAAGAGUGUUCGACAUGAACACGAGGAAAGUCAUCGAGUAUCUUAAAGGUUUGCAUAGUGCGUCGUCGCAGCAUAUUGCACAGUUUGUGCCUUGGAACAACAAACCCGUGGUGGUUUGUAGCAGUGAUAACCACUGGAUAUAUGCGUGGGAGUUGAUGUCUGAAGAGUUCCAGCUGAAACCAGAUUUGGGAUCUGUAAACUUGGAGGAAUCUAUCAGGGGGCAGCCCAGCAUGGAACAGAUACUGAAGCAGGAAGAGAUUUUCGACAGGGAGAAGCACCCGAAAGGGAAGAAUAAGCCGCGAAUACCUUUUUUCCACAACCCGUUCAAGCUUUUGUCGAACAACUCGUCUAAUGCGGAUGUGACAGCCAAAAAGAACUCAAAAUACGCUUCCUUCCAUGCACACCAUCGUCCCGUGACCAACGUCGUGGUGGCACCAGUGGCGACAGCAAAGACACUUUCCCUGUCGAAUGAUUUUAUCUGUGAAUUAACGUUGCAAUUUAUCAAGGAGGCUACUAUGGGCGACACUGAGUCGGCUUCCACCGUUUCGUCCAGUACUCGGUCCCUCGGCAAGAAGAAGAAUAAAGAAAAUGCCACGGAUUCUGUCAAGAUAAGCCCGAAGAGAAGCGUUCCCGACGUCGUUCAUGCGAUUGGUCCCAUCAUUGUCAGCAGCGACAACAAUGGCACAAUCCGUGUCUUUCGAGUGGACAUGUCCAAAAAAAUACGGCUCGAUAUUCUGAAACAGAUGAAGGAAAUAGAGAAACUGCCCAACACCCUGGAUAAAAAGGAGGCGCCGUCCUAUUUUGAUGACGCACUCGUUGGCCAGUGUUUGAAUAAUUCAAGUGGACGUACACACGCUGAGAGUCCAUUGCACCAUGUUGAGAACAGGUCUUCGACGGAGUACGACAGUACGACUCCCAAGGGUAAGACAUCGAGAUCCGGCACGAGCGCCAGAAACAAUUUGUUCAGCCGGUCACAAAAUAGCCUUGUCUCUGUAAGGUCCACGGGGAAGAGUGGAUCUGUGGUUAUGGAUGAAACCAACGCGUUGUUGAACACCAAGAUUGCCCCAGCGGGGUCCACAAGAAACACACGUACAAUUGACAGUCUGGGGACACUGCGUCUAAGAUGCGACGUUUGCAAUGGAACCAAGUUUGAAAGGCUACGCAGGAACUCACUGGGACAGAGAGAGUUGGGAUACUACUGUGUUGACUGUGGGACACUGCUCAACAACUUCAGGUAG
Molecule: messenger RNA, 2955 nt
Organism: Huiozyma naganishii CBS 8797
Lineage: Eukaryota; Fungi; Ascomycota; Saccharomycetes; Saccharomycetales; Saccharomycetaceae
Gene: DGR2
Product: Dgr2p
Exons: 1
Coding region: 1-2955 (984 amino acids)
Molecular function (GO): protein binding
Source: RefSeq, a predicted model, not a curated record